UUUGUUUUAUUAUAAAGAAUUGGUUAUCAUAAUCAUAAUCAGCAACAAUAGCAAUAACAACAAAACAAGAGCAAACCUGAGCCGACAGACAAAGCCGAGCCGCGGGCUCUUGCCUUCGUCGCCCUUCUCGCUCGCGAUCUUCUCUGCGCUGCUAAAACUAACAAACCACCUUCAUCUGUCUCUGGUUCUUGUUUGGGUUAUCAUCCCGCUGAUUCUGCUGUUUAUCUGCUGUAUAUAAAUACCUCUGUCUUCCUCUUCUUCUGCUCUGCUCUACUCUGCUCUGCUAUCAUCUUCUCAACACAAUGACCCUCUCAAACCCAACCACCCUCCGCAUCGGCGUCGUCGGCGCAGGCCGCAUGGGCCGCAUCCACAUCGAAAACCUACUCACCAUGCCCCGCGUCCAAGUAACCGCAGUCUGCACCGUCGUCCCCUCCGAAAUCGCCUGGGCGACAUCCGUACUCACCGCGCCCUCCGCGCUCGUCACCGCCGACUUUGACACCUUCCUCGCGCUUGACUCCGUCGACGCAGUCUUGCUCGUCACGCCGACUGCGUUCCAUAAGGAGCAGGUGCUUAAAGCUCUCGCCGCGGGGAAACACGUUCUCUGCGAAAAACCACUAUGCGGAACCCCCGCGGACGCAUGGGAAGUCUACUCCACCUCGCUCACCUACCCGCACCUCAAAGUCGCAUGCGCCUUCCCCCGCCGCUACGGCGCGCUCUUCGUCGACGCCCGCGCGCGCAUCGCAAACGGCGAGAUCGGCGACAUCAUCAGCAUCCAUUCCCGCACUACCGAUCUCUACCAAAACGACGAGUUUCUAAUAAACUACAUCAAGCACUCUGGCGGCAUCUUUGUCGACUGCAAUAUCCACGACAUUGAUAUCUGUCUCUACCUCCUCGGCCGCGACGCGAAACCCGCGACCGCGUACGCGACAGGCACGGCCGUCGUCUUUCCCCAAUUCGAUCAGUUCGGCGACGUCGACGACGGCAUGGGCCUCGUCUCGUUCGAGGACCGCAAAACAGUCUUCUCGCUCUACGGAUCUAGAGAUAACAGACACGGCCACCACUCCCGCACUGAAAUCAUCGGCACAAAGGGCCGGCUGCUGCUUAACGGCCAGCCUCGCCUCUUGCAGCUCGAUAUCUCGGACGAGAACGGAACCAGGAUGAUUGGUCCAAAGAGCCACAUGGAGGUCUUUGCUCCGGCUUUUAGACUCGAGCUCGAGGGGUUCAGGGACUGGAUCUUGGACGACGUCAAACCGCAUUUUGAUCUCAAGGACGCCGCAAAGGCGGUCUCUAUUGGGUUUGCGUUGAUGGAAAGCUUGCGGGAGAACAAGGUGGCUCAGUCAUAAAAGUGAUUUUAAUAUGAUACAUUAUUAUACAAACACCAUCACCAUAUACAACAGAAUAA
Myxozyma melibiosi is the source of this 1402-nucleotide messenger RNA. RefSeq names its product oxidoreductase-like protein. Gene Ontology annotation, cellular component: cytoplasm. Gene Ontology annotation, biological process: NADPH regeneration. Gene Ontology annotation, molecular function: oxidoreductase activity; nucleotide binding. The coding region runs from base 303 to 1343 and encodes 346 amino acids. The record is from RefSeq and is a predicted model, not a curated record. NCBI's taxonomy places the organism in Eukaryota, Fungi, Ascomycota, Lipomycetes, Lipomycetales, Lipomycetaceae. The transcript is spliced from 2 exons.